GUCGGUGGUCGGCCAUCGGAGGAGUGACAUCUGGGAUCGAAACGGCCCCCGAAAUCGGUAUCUUCGACGUCCGACGUACAUCGUAGCAAUCGGCGCAGAAUAUUGCCUGCCAGAUACGAAAUUGACUUCCAACUCUCUUCCCAACCACAUGAUGGACGGAUCCAGCGCGACCCAGCUCAACAACUCUGCAGCAGCAGAAAGAAGGCGCGACGCGCUCCCACAGAAAGGCUGAAUUUCUUACACGCAGCAUCUGACUCCCCGCUGUCGAGUCGAAUUAUUUCCAAGAUUCACGUAGCGGGGCGCAAGACAUUGGACCACGCCGAUGGCGCCGUGUCUGAGCGUAUUCAUCACGGAGCAACCCCCCCCGAACAGACCCCCGCAAGAUAGCAACGGCGCGAUCGCUUGCAAGCAGCCCGUUGACCAUGUGGACACCAUUUCCAUCCUCAGUACUGAGUAUCAGGAACCUCGUGCAAAAUCCUUUGCACAUACCCAGCCUCAUCUCCGUCCAUCCUUCGCGCUACAACCCCCUACACCUAAGCCUAAGCCUAUGAGCACCCUUCCCUUCUCAUCUAGCCCCUCUCCCAGAGAACCACCCUCUGCAGAAUGCACCCCAGCUCGGAGGUUCCCAUCCCAUAAUCCUAUCCAACCCUCUCACCAUCUAGGUACAUCGUCACUCCCCCAACCAAGUCGUUUCAGGCCCCACCCCCCACCUCCCGCACGAGUCAUUCGCGCACCCCAAACACCUCGCGCCUCGCGCCUCGACCAUCCCUUCCAUCCCGUUCCGUCCCCUUCAGCGCAAAAGCCAAAAGCAAAGGACACCACGCCACGCACGGGAACUAGAACUAGAACUACGCCAUCGCUUCGUAUCUCGCAGUGCCCACCGUCGACACGCGCCUCCAAUCCUUUGCUGUCCGUGGCGGCACCCGGCGUGCCGCGGCGUCCAAUCAUGCGCCGCAGCGCGAGGGAAGACGAACGGGAGGGUAGGCUAUACUAGCCUGGCGUUGAUGCGCGCGGGAAGGGAAGGGGAGGCAGCGCGCCGCUCGCAGCCGUUGCGCCUCGUGGUCGAGGUGAAUCGCAGAAUAGCU
Paraphaeosphaeria sporulosa is the source of this 1085-nucleotide messenger RNA. RefSeq lists its product as uncharacterized. NCBI's taxonomy places the organism in Eukaryota, Fungi, Ascomycota, Dothideomycetes, Pleosporales, Didymosphaeriaceae. The coding region runs from base 323 to 994 and encodes 223 amino acids. The record is from RefSeq and is a predicted model, not a curated record. The transcript has a single exon.